Molecule: messenger RNA, 4863 nt
Organism: Chelonia mydas (Green sea turtle)
Lineage: Eukaryota; Metazoa; Chordata; Testudines; Cheloniidae
Gene: TES
Product: testin LIM domain protein
Exons: 7
Coding region: 2327-3592 (421 amino acids)
Molecular function (GO): zinc ion binding
Source: RefSeq, a predicted model, not a curated record
AAACAAAAGAAGGUUUAUUUAAGAAAGAAUAGAGACUCCAGUAGAAACAAGCGGCAGUGAUGGAAACAAAUGGUUACAAUACAAAAAAAAGUCAAAAUGUGAAUUAGGGCCUACACUUAUUAGCAGUUACCUUUCCUGUCUAAUAAAGUAGGAUUUCCCCCAAACUUCAGUCUGUUGCAGAGUUGGCUGGCUUCACAGGAACCAGGAUCUAAUCUUUCAUGAAAAACACUCCCACUCAACAAUAUAUCACCUCAGUGAAUGCAUACAGAGUGCUUCUUUCCACUCUCAGGAAGGUGCUCUAACAACUGAGCUCUGGGAUAAUCUGAUGUAGGGCUCUCCCAGUAGAUCCAGUUGAAGCUGUUCCAUUGUAGAUAAAUCCUUAAAUGGUCAAUGGACCACAGAGAGAAAGAGUGGGAAUAACUCAGUGGCCCCAGGUAUUAGGAGACCAUGUGUUGAGUCCCCCCUGUGCCAAUCACUCUUUAUUUCUCUCUUCACCAGGAGAGAUGGAGGGAGCCCCUACCAGCCUAUCCCACAGCUCAGUGGUUAGAGCAGCCUCCUGAGAGGUAGGAUUUGAACAGGGGUAUCCUUUCUCCUCUGCCAGGGUUGCGGGAAUUGAACCCUGGGUUUCCACCUCCCAGAUGAAUGCUCUAGCCACUGGGAUAAAAGUUAUAAGGGGGGUACCACCUCCAUCUUUGUGUGGUUCAAGACAGACCCAUAACUGUUUCCCCCAAGAAACUAUGUAGGCACCUAAGCACGGAGACAGGUCCUGGAUGUGGAUCAUUAGCAGAGCUAGGCAUCUCCCUGCAGCCAGGAUUUAGGCGCCUAUUUCUGAAAAAGGGGCAGGGCUUAACACAUCAGCAUCUCCCAUUAGUCAGUUUAGGCAUGCUCUCUUUUGUAGAUCACAUUUUAAGGCACCUCUCUCUCCCCAUUCUAUAGAGAGUCUAGGUGUCUAACUCUGCUUUGUGGAUCACAGAACUGUUCUUAAAAAGAAAAGGAGGACUUGUGGCACCUUAGAGACUAACAAAUUUAUUUGAGCAUAAGCUUUCGUGAGCUACAGCUCACUUGAGGGCCGUUCUUGUGAUUUUGUAGGUGCCUACAAAUUAGGAGAGUGUUGCAAUGCCUAAAUCCCUCUGUGGAUUCCAUCCCUAAGUACUUCUAAAAAUUCCAUUAACAAUGGGAUUUACAAAAGUGCCUGGGUGUCUGGGUGCCGAAUGCCAAUGGAGUUUUAUAUACCUACAUACCUUGAAAAAUCUGACUAAAUCCCUCAGUGCCUAACUCCCCAAUUUUCUAAUCGCCUCUAGGCACUAUUAGAAUACAAAUUAGAACAAAUACAAUAAACAAAUCAUAAAAGAGCAAAAAAGCGAUGCCCCAGCCAAGCAGCCUACAAUUAGCCAGAUGGCACAAACUGUAGCAUAGACAGAGCCAAAAUCUAACCCUCUGACGUUUUCUCUGCACAGAGCUUGUGUCAUCUUGACAUUCAGUUGAGCUGCUUUGUGACCGCAGUGAUUUACCGGUGAAAUUCCUUAGAGUGGGGCAAGCUGCCCAGAGGCAAUAGAGCUGAAGGCAGAGGAAAUACAUUUAUCAAAGGACAAGGCAAACCCCAGAAAAAAAAACAGAGACUAGUUUCUGGCUGGGAAGUUAUCCAACAUAUGAGGACAGUUUUAGAGAGGCAGGCCGUGAUCCUGUCGCCUGCCAAUACAUCACUAGAUUUCAGGCCAUUUCCCCUUCUUUGGGAGGAACCAAACUUCUAGGCGGAUUUGCCCAAAGCUGGAGAGUUGUGCCAGCAAAUACCUUCUCCAUGACCUUAUCAGCUGACUCAGUCUGUGAAUGAUUCAAAAGCCAAACUCACAGACCCCUCUGCCCCCCUCCAACUUCGCAGCUCCUCCCAGACCGACACCUGGCUCCGAGCACGCAGAGGGCUGCCGCGGUCUGCCGGUGCUGCGGCUGCACAGCGCCGAACCGGGGAGGCGGCAGCCCGGCACUCCCCUCCCCCGAGUCGGGCCUUUUGCGAGCCCCGGGCUGCGGCUGCUCAUCCGGCAAGCUCGCCGGAGCCCGGUGUGAGACUCUGAUUGGCUCGCAGACCAGGGAGCCGCCACAGCGGGAUUGGCUGGGGAGCUGCCUUUGUUCCCUUUCCACUCCCUCUACGGCAGCCACUGCCUCAGGGCAGCGGAAGUUUGAGUGCAAGAGCUACGCUGGCUGCAGCGGCUGGCUGGGUGCAAGCAGGCGUGAGGUUAGCGCAGCCCUCACCACAUCCGCGUGCCGCUGGUGAGCGUCUCCCUGCUCUGACCCUUCGCUCGCCCAGCCUUGCUCCUAGCGGAGAGAGACAAUGGACUUGGAGAGCAAAGUGAAAAAGAUGGGGUUAGGUCAUGAACAAGGAUUUGGUGCACCAUGCUUAAAAUGCAAGGAUAAAUGUGAAGGAUUUGAACUACACUUCUGGAGAAAAAUAUGUCGAAACUGCAAAUGCGGCCAGGAAGAACAUGAUGUCCUCACAAGCAACGAGGAAGAUCGUAAAGUGGGGAAGCUCUUUGAAGACACAAAAUACACAACCCUUAUUGCAAAGCUGAAAACUGAUGGAAUUCCCAUGUAUAAACGCAACGUAAUGAUACUGACUAAUCCAGUGUCUGCCAAGAAGAAUAUAUCCAUCAAUACUGUGACAUAUGAAUGGGCUCCUCCUGUUCAGAAUCAGACACUGGCUAGACAGUAUAUGCAGAUGCUUCCAAAGGAGAAACAGCCUGUGGCUGGCUCAGAAGGUGCUCAGUACAGGAAGAAACAGUUGGCUAAGCAGCUGCCUGCUCAUGAUCAGGAUCCUUCGAAAUGCCAUGAGUUAUCUCCUAAUGAGGUGAAGCAGAUGGAACAGUUUGUGAAGAAAUACAAGAAUGAGGCACUUGGUGUGGGUGAUGUCAAGUUCCCUAGUGAAGUGGAAGCUAAAGCUACUGACAAGAAUAAUGCUAAUGGUGACAGAAGCACCUCAGCACCUGUAGGAGCAAUGGAGGACAAGUCGUCAGGUCAAAAAGGAUCCCAGUAUUCCUGCUACCGCUGCAAAUUAAACAUGAAAGAAGGUGAUCCAGCUGUUUAUGCUGAGCGUGCUGGAUAUGACAAACUGUGGCACCCCGCUUGCUUUGUCUGCUGCACCUGUAAUGAACUUCUGGUGGACAUGAUCUACUUCUGGAAGAAUGGAAACCUAUAUUGUGGAAGACACUACUGUGACAGUGAGAAACCCCGAUGUGCUGGAUGUGAUGAGCUGAUAUUCAGCAAUGAAUAUACCCAGGCAGAGGGUCAAAACUGGCACCUGAAACACUUUUGCUGCUUUGAUUGUGACUGCGUCUUGGCUGGGGAAAUCUAUGUCAUGGUAAAUGACAAGCCUGUCUGCAAACCAUGCUACGUGAAGAACCAUGCUGUGGUCUGCCAAGGCUGCCAUAAUGCUAUUGAUCCAGAAGUUCAGCGUGUGACCUACAACAACUUCAACUGGCAUGCCACAACAGAGUGCUUCCUGUGUUCCUGUUGUAGCAAGAGUCUAAUUGGCCAGAAAUUCAUGCCAAUAGAAGGAAUGGUCUUCUGCUCAGUAGAAUGUAAGAAAAAAAUGAUGUCUUAAGAGUGGUAUGUGUACAUGAAACUAAGUAUCACCAUGUUUCAAAGUCAUUGCAUUUCUACUGUAAAAUGCAAUAUCUGGGCAUUUAAAAAUUGGCCUAUUCCCAAAGACUCUGAAUGAAUAACCAAGAAACUUGCUCUGUAACUUGCUUUCUUUAACUAUAAGUAAUACUUUGUGAAAGUUUCAUAUUUCUCUAUUCUCUAUGGUAUUGCUUUUGAGCACUUAAUGCUAACUUUUUCAUAUCCCAGAUAUGUAGAAAAAUGUGAUGUGAGCUACAUACCUUAACAGCUGUCUUCACCAAGAAGACUUUCCUCCUCUUGUAAAAUUGCAGGAUAGAAAACAAGCUUAGAACUAACAGAUCAUAUUUCCUGGGUGUGGCUGUCUUUGUGAAUGAUACAUACAGGUUUCUCACUUCAGUUAGGGCAGUAAAUUAACAGUUUUAAAAGCAUUCCUGCUUUCAUCAAGCACUUUGCUAAAGCCACACAUUUUGUCUAAAACAAAAAUGCACCCAGAUUUAUAGAACUCAAUAAAAGUGGAAUGCAAUGUGUCACUUAAGCUUAAUUUACUUUCCCUGAAAACAACUUAACUUUUUAGUAGGUGUACAUGAAAAUUAAAGAAAACUUGUCAAGCUGGAAUAUAUGAGUGAGGCUUCAUUCUGCUAGUUCAAAAAGAUUAGGCCAGUCUGAUUUUGGGCAUAUCCUUUCUCCUCCUCCAAUAAAGAAUUUUAAACUGGCUUUUCCGGUAUUUAUGAAUGCCCUUUUCCAAACUUGUGCAGUUUAUCAAGGGGCAUGGCACAGAAUGACACAUCUAUUUCAUUCUGAGAAUCUGGCAUUCUACGAAAGGUGAAGGACUUUACAUUUUAAGUGAUCUGAAUUUUUAUCUAAAAGUUAGUGGCAUAUGUUGUAAGUUCUUAGCAGAAGCAGAAACAAAAUGGAUAGUUCUCACAAGACCCUUUCAGUAUUUGUAUUUGAACAAAAACUUUACAGUUGUAUACUAACUUCUCUUACUCUAGAACUCAAAAUGGAUUUAAAUAUUGUGAUUAUUUUGGGGAGAGAUCUGAUUCUGAGGGGAGGGGGACUGAAAUUUAAAUUUGUUUAUUUUCUAAGUAACAGUUGUAUGCUGAAAUGUCUUAAUCUGUGUAAUACAGGUGCCAAACAUGAAUGAGAGAGAUGUUGGCUUUGUAAAGAACCAUGCAAAUUUCAAAUUCAGCUCUUUAAGAAUUACACGUCUAUGUAUGUACCUUAAUGCUCACAAAUAAAAAAAGCUUUGCUCAA